Molecule: messenger RNA, 1836 nt
Organism: Emiliania huxleyi CCMP1516
Lineage: Eukaryota; Haptophyta; Isochrysidales; Noelaerhabdaceae
Exons: 9
Coding region: 1-1620 (539 amino acids)
Source: RefSeq, a predicted model, not a curated record
AUGCGGAAUCGACCCUAUCCAGUGCUCAAGUGCUCAAGUUCACCGAACCAGUUCACCAACCAGUUCGCCAGUUCGCGAACUCGAAAGGCUGUAAAGGGGAAGCUGUGGCUGUCGCAAUUUGCUUCUUUCUUCGUCAGGAAAGCAGAUUUCUUUUUCCAAACUCUCAGCGGCUCUCGCCGGGCGCUCAUCAUGGCUGCCUCCGGCUCCUCGCGUCGCAAGAAAAAGGCGCCCGGCUCGCUGCUGAACAAGUUGUUUGCCCUCGGCUGCCUCGCUUCGCUGCUGCCUCUCUACUACGAGUACCACUACACCACUCGCUCUCGCGAGCACCUGCCCCACGUGCCGCACGAUGACCCAUUCAUUCGCGUCAUCGACGCGGCGGGCCCAUUCGACGAGCCAGGCAUCAACCACUCGACGGUGUGGCGGCACCACCCGCGCCAUCGCGUGUCCGCGGCAGUGUCGUCACUGGGCGGUGCAGCGGUCGAGGAGGACGCAGAGGGCGAGAGCAGAGGCCCGGAGGACAAGCUCAGCGCAUCCGCCGCGUCCGCCGCGUCCGCCUCCGCCUCCGCUGCCGCCUCCACCGCCGCCGCCACUGCGCCCGCUGCAGCCGCCGCAUUAGCAAAGGCGGAGCCCGGUCCCGCCAACGCCAGCACGGCGCGCAUCAGCUCCCCGGCUGCGGUGCCGGUUGGCGGGACCGGCUCCUCUGCCAACGCCUCCGCACCGCGCCGCGACGACGCAGACGACGAGGCCUUCCUGCGCGCGGCAGACGCGGCAGCGGACGUGGCGGCAGCGGCGCGGCAGAGUGGCUCUCGCAACGCGAGCCGCAUCUGGCGGGUCGUGCCGGGCGGUGUGCGCGAUGUCGUCGAGACGCUACCGGGCGGCGGAUCUCGCACGUGGGUCAUCGAGGACGCGCCUCGGCCGCAGUUCGAGAAGGGGGAGUGGGUCUCGGACGGGGCGCACAAGCUCGGCCCGCAAGCGCGGCGCGAGCUGCAAGUGCUCGUCGCCCCGCGCUGCUCGGGCCUGCUGUCCGAGUCGCACGCGCUGCACUUCUCGCGCAAGGCGAGGAGGGAGGCGGCGCUGAAGCUCUCCUUCUACGUCGCCUUCAUGUUCCGCUCGCGCGCCGCGCUGUCGAUGCUGUCGAUGCGCUUCCUCUCGCUGGCGAUGAUGCGCUUCGUGCUCGCGUCGAAUGAACUGGCGAUGAUGCUCUUCAUGCUCGCGUCGAUGAACGCGGCCAAGCGAGAGCAGCAGCGGCGGCUCUACGCGCUGCACGGGCUCGCGCGGCGUGCUGAGCUGGCGCUGCACGGGUACGACGAGCACGGCCGACCGCUGCGGCGCGGCCCGCUCGGCUCCUCCGCGCCGCUGUACGCGUCCCUCGCCGCAUACCCUGAGCUGGGCGUCCGGCGGGAGGCGGAGGCGGAGGCGUUCUGGGACUCGUUCGAGUCGGGCCGGCGAGGCAGGCUCCGGACGUACGACGAGGGCCCGCACGGGCUGCUGCUCCAGAUCCUCGCCCUCGACGAGAUGCUCACGCGGCUGCGCGAAGGGCAGGACGGCGACUUCAGCGACAGCGCGACCGGUGACGAGAGCGACGAGGAUGACCGGCGCUCGCCGUCACCAGACAGGUAGCGCCUGGCUCGCUGCGCGCUUUCAGCCCCGCGGCCAACCAUAUACGACUCCGCCCGGGGCCCCGGUCCCCGCACGGUGUGUCGGUGUCGUUGCGCACCCCUCUCGACAUGGCCUUCGGAGAAUCGGAGCCCCCCGGCGCCGUGUCGACGAGAGACUCGAAAGACCUCACCCACGAGUCAUUGGCGGGUAUGUCAACAGACUGUAUCCAGUGUGUCU